This is a messenger RNA of Nothobranchius furzeri (turquoise killifish), 6737 nucleotides long. RefSeq names its product mediator of DNA damage checkpoint 1 (gene mdc1). The record is from RefSeq and is a predicted model, not a curated record. Gene Ontology annotation, molecular function: protein binding. Lineage: Eukaryota; Metazoa; Chordata; Actinopteri; Cyprinodontiformes; Nothobranchiidae.
GCUACUUUUAUAUUGUUAGAUUAAAAAGAAACCGCAUCUCAGAUUAACAAAUUAAACGGCUAAAGCCACAACUCGCAAAAUCGCACGUACUUCCUCUAUACUUUCAAGAUAACGGUCAAGGGACUUUUUAGGUAGGUUUAUUUUAAGUUUUAUUGUAGUGGUAAAUUAUGUUUAAACAGCGACACAAGAAUUCGCUGACAAAAUAAAAUGUUUUCUGGGAUGAGUUAUGGAAGUUAUUGUGACAUGAAGCUAACCGUCAACGUUUAUAAUUCGACCGGAAGUGUAAUUGCCGUGAUUUUGACAAAACUGAGGCACGUUUAAUAAAAGUUGUAUCAGCUUCAUUAGUUUUUGUUUUAAUAAUUUAUAUAAGCUGCAUAUUUGCGAGUUCACACCAAAAAAACAAAAACAAAACAACAACCGUGAAGUGAAUCAUUUUUAUUUAUUAGUUCUAAGCUAGAAUGAGUUAGCCACACAGGCUAACGUUAGCUGCUCCGAGCCCCACCGUUUCAGUCCUUCCAGUGCUAACACUGGAAAGUUGGCUUUUAGAUGCUAGCUUUGAACUAUACGUCUACUCUCAUUGGUGCUAGCCCUCCUGUCUGAUCCGUUGCUAGGUAUGGAUGCAACUCAGGCGAUCAGUGACUCAAUCUUAGAAUCAGAGAAGGAAGAAAAUGAAGAGAAUGAAAAUAGGAGAGGAAGUCCUUUGGCGAAACUGUGCAUCCUAAAGAAUCCACACGUCCCUGAGGCAGAGUUGCCUCUAUUUUUGGGAGAUAACGUGUUGGGCCGUGACCCCAGCCUCUGCACACUACCCAUGGCUGCAUCAUCCGUGUCCAAACAGCACGCCACCAUCUGCAUCUCUGUUUACCGCAGAAGAGGGGCCCGCUGUGACGUAGACAUGGAGGCUUUGGUCUGGGACCUGGGGAGCAUGAAUGGGACGCGUAAGGGGCGGUUAAAGCUGACUCCUAAUGUACGCUAUGCCCUCAGUGAAGGUGACAGCUUGGUUUUGGCCGACAUCCCAUGUCAGUAUGUUAGAUGGGGUGGAGUCUCUUCUCAAGAUGACAUGAAGAUCCCAGGGUGUGUUCUAUCAGGAGUGAAGGGCACAUUUCCUGAUGCUCCAGGAGGAAAACAGGGUGACACUGACAGAGGCAGCAAGAGAGGUGUCAACAGUGGAGCGAAGGCGACGAAGACUCCUGUCAGAGGCAGUUUUCUGUCCUUUGAGCAAACUCCAACCCAGCCAAAGGGCUGCUUGGUCCCUGAUUCUGACUCCGACUCAGACGGUGAAAGAGAUGGUGGAGGAAUCGGACACCAGAAGACACGAGUGUCUGAUUCUGACUCCCACAUAUCCAGUCCCAACUCAUCUGCAUUCCUAAGUCCCUCAAACAAAAUUGUUCCCGAAAGUGAGGACGAAAGCCCCGUCACACUGUCCUUUUCCUCUCAGCCAUCCAGACACGUCAGUUUCAACACAGAGAAGUCAGAUGUUUGUGUGGAGAGAAACAGGUCACCUAACGAUGAAACUGAUGGCAAAGGAGGGACAGCUUCUAAAGACAGCGGACAAAAUCAAAAUGGGGAGAGCAACGUGACCUUCAGAGAAGACGAAUCCCUCGUGUCCACGCCAGAAGUCUCCAGAGAAGCCAUCCCUGAUUUCAACAUGGAUAGUGACACUGAUGUGGAGGCUGAGGAGGAGGGGGUGCCUGCCGAGCCUCUGAGCUUUAAUACCAGUCAGCGAGCUGAUCAGCGAUCAGACGAACCUUCUGAAGCUCACUCAGAUGAAACGACCAAACCCGCUCAUGUUGCAUCAGGUAUCCAGCCUGAGGACAUCAUCAUAGACAGUGACACUGAUGAUGAUGAUGAUGUGUCAGAUGCAGUUAUCAAAGCCUCAUCAUUUCAGGAUGCACACACAGCUGAUGCAGCUUCUUCAGUGCAGCUAAAAGAUUUCCACCUAGACAGCGACACGGAUGUCGAGGAGGAAAUCAAAUCAAAUUUGAACCCUGCUGCUGCAGCCGGUGACCCCUCAGUGGCUGCUGCCACUGCAGAAUCCAGCAGCCCAGCAGCUGCAGGACCUGAUCUGGAUAUUCUGUCUGACAGCGACACAGACAUGGAGGAGGACUGUCUGUUAGUGAAGCCUCUUGUCACCGCAGACCCGUCAGAAGUUUCUGGUAAAGCGCCAGGAGCUCUUGAGUCAGAUUCAGAUGAGGACACGGAUGUGGAUGAACCCUGCGUGACACACGCUGGAGACAGUCCAGCUGAGCUCAGAGUGGACGGCGACGCCAGUGCGGAGGAUCAGGAGGAGGAUGCUGAAGAGGCGGGUGAAGACCACAUCCUUCAUCUCCCUCCGGUUCCAACUCUGCAGAACUACUCUACCCCUGUUCAGGUUUCAGGGGAGGUCGAGGACUUGGAGACUCAGGCCUUCACAAGCACGCCGUCGGGUCUGUUUAGAUGUCCUGCUUUAAAUCCUGCUGUGCCGUUGUCCUCAGACAGCCCAGAGGAUGAAGACUACGCUGAAGCUGAAACACAACCCUUUGUUCUUCAGACCAGAGAUCGGCAAACAGCCGCAGACCCGAAGCCGUCCUCUGCACCGGAGCCCAAAGCAGACGACCCAAGAGGCUCAUUUCAGCUGGGUUUGUCCGACAGCCGCCAUCGAGCUUUGGCCACGGAGAACACCCAAGCUUACGUCUCAGCAGACGGAAGAGUAAACCUGGAGGAGACCCAGGCAUAUGAGGCCACCUCAAACCUCGACGCUACGCAGGCCUAUGAAGAGGAAGAGGAGCCUGUCAGAGACUCUGAAGAGUCUGAAACUAAAGUUUGUGUAAAUUUGGCGCUUGAAGCAACUCAAGCUUAUGUCUCGGACUCUUGUGAUGAUUCAGAUGAAGAUAAGAGACAGGAUGCAGCACCGACCGAGACUACAGAGCUCACAGAUCAUUCCUCUGCUCUUGCGACUGCUGAAACUCAACCAGUGCCUUCUUUUGAAGAAGAGAGCUUAGAAAUUAGGAAUCCAGUUUGUUCUGUGCAGAGCGUAGAAACCAAAGAGAGGGAUCCGGCUCAGCCUCGAGAGAAGCACCUCUUUGAAGCAGAAACCCAGCCCAUGUGUAUGACGGACACGGAGGAAGGCGAUGACGAAGACUCGACAGCACCACUGCAGCUUCAAGAGGAUCCCACAGAGCCUCAAACGUGCUCGCCGUCGGCUCUAGCUGAAACCCAGCCCAUGCAUGUCGAUGAAGGUGAAAAUGACGACGAUUCAGUGCCACUUAAAGCAAAACGGCUUUCUGUCGAAGAAGAGGAGUCACAAAGGCUGGGAGGUUCUGAUGCUUAUGUCGCUGAGACCCAACCCGUUUUUGUGAGCGAGGAUGACGAUGAAGGUGACUGGGGUCCACGCAGAAGAGAAGCCAAGCCGCCGCAGCUCGAAGAGGAGCAGACUCGGCCUCAGAUCAGCUCUGAUGUUUCGUCUCGGCCAGAAGAUCCCGGAGAGGAAAACGACAGCGAGAUCCUAGUUGUUCCACGGAAAAGGAAAGCCAAGCAGCUUCAUAUUGAAGAUGAGAGCCAGCAGCUGCUGAGUUCUGCUGAAACACAGCCCACGCGUGGAGAAGAUGUAGAAGCAGGUCCACAAGGAGGAGAGGCGAUGCCACUGCAGCGGGACGAAGGGCAGAUAAAUCCGAGCACCGAGGUCGCUGGCGUCGACAAACAUGAUCACAAGGACGCAGUUACAGCAAAGCAGCACGAUCUUAAAGAAACAACCGUCUCUGCCGAAGCCGAUCCACCCAGUGUUUCAAACUCCAGGCAGACGAGAGCGAGAUUAAGAGGAAAAGAAGAUGCAGAUGGUUCUGCAUCUACAAAGAGACGGACCAGACAGGAAAGUAAAACGCUGCCUAGUACCAGAGGAAGUAGAGGAAAAGCCGUGACUCAGAGCGAGGAAGACGUGAAGCAAUGCAAGCAGGCGAGAGGGAGAAAAAACACAAGACGGCAGGAAGAUGAAGAGGAUGACAACAAGAUUAUUGCAGCUAAAGAAGCAAUAAAGGGGCAAAAAGAAGGAAACCUGGAACAAGACGAAAAGGAGAGCGAAAGGAUGCACGCCAGUGUCACAAAAGAAAAACAGGAGUGGGUGGAGCAGGAGCGAAGAAACCAAGGAGAGCUGAAAAAGAAAGAAAAGGCAUCUGCAGAGCGACUACAGGGGGGAGAGUUGGAGGAAAGCGAGGGGAAACGAGAUGAAGAAGAGAAGCUGAAUGUUUCUGCAAGACCUCGAAGGUCAGCGAGGAAAACUGCUCCGUGUGCAGCUGGACCAGAGCAGCCCUCAACCAUUUCUACCCGGGAAGAUUUCGCCGCGAGGAGAACCAGGUCUCACUCAAACUCUUCCAACUCGGUCAGUUCGGAAAGGUCUGCUUCAAGCGUCAGCGCACAGGAGAGUAGAGGACGAGGGAGAGGAGAGAAGAGGAGCAGCGAGGCGCUCCAGACACCCGUUACUAGAAGCAGCCGAAGAAGAACGACGGCCACCGUAGCUCCGAUAGAGAAGGGCCGCGAAGCCGUCCGCUCAGAGAUCUCCACCUGCAGUGAGAGCCCUCAGAACAGAGCGAGGGGCUGCAGGCAGCGGGGAAAAGGGAGGAAAACAGUUUCGGACCUCCAGAAUUCCACAGAGAGGGUUGGGAAGACCGGGAGGGCUGAGGAAUUGUCUUCUGAGGUUCUGCCUAUGGGUGAUGAAGAUAAAGGAGAUGCUCAACAGCCUGCCACCAGUAGGGGGCAGCAGCGAGUCGGUACAAAUGCUAAGCACCAGUCGCAUCAAGAGGAGGAAUCAGUGGAGGAGAAAUCUCCUCUGCCCAAGAGGAGGACCGGGGGCAGAGGUCAUGUGGAGGAACCCGUAGCUCUGUCUGUCAGCGAGGAGGGUCGAAAUAAGAGGAAAGGGAGGAAGAGUGAGUUGGAGGUGAACAUGAAAGCAGAUGGUGCCAGCGUUUUUAAAGGAAAAGCCCUGAAGGCAACAGAAAGAGAAGAAGGGAAGGAUGAGCGAAUCGAAGAGAGUUCCUCCACGGUCCAGGUGAGGAGAACAAGUAGAGCUUCCAGCGCUCAAGUGAAGAAGAAUGCAAAGGAGCCUCCCCCUGGAGAGCCGGUGGAAGAUGGUGAAACCAUGGAGGUGCAGGCCGCUGAGAGGAGGACCAGGGUUCGGACAGCGAAUAAAGAGGAGGUGAAGGAAGGUGGAACGUCUGCAUCAUCCAUGAAGCAGGAAGCACCAGCAACUCCAGACAGCCGAGUUUCCCGGAAGCGACGGGCCUCGUCUGUCUCCUCCCCUUUGGCAAAGACUCCUCGCUCUUCUUCUGGUUCCCCGGCAGCUAUUGGUCGACUACGAGCCGGGAGCCAAUCCUACAAGGUGCUGUUCACCGGGGUGGUGGAUGAAGGCGGGGAGCGGGAGUUGGCUCGACUGGGAGGCGGCAUGGCUAAAGGUGUGGCAGACAUGAACUGCCUGGUGACGGAUAAAGUGCGAAGAACAGUCAAAUUCCUGUGCGCCGUGGCCAAAGGCGUCCCUGUCGUCACCACAGACUGGCUGGAAAAGAGCGGCAAAGCUGGAAGCUUCCUUCCUACUGACGUUUUUGUGGUGAAAGAUCCCGAGCAGGAGAAGAAGUUCAGCUUCUGCCUGCAGGAGUCUCUGAGGACUGCCAGGAGUCGGCGUCUCCUGCAGGGGUAUGAGAUCCACGUGACAAAGUCGGUAAAGCCAGAGCCAGUUCACAUGAAAGACAUCCUUUCCUGCAGCGGAGCUACCUUUCUGUCAAAGAUGCCCUCGUCUCACAAGCCGCAGACCGUGGUGAUUUCCUGCGAGGAGGACUGGCGACUGUGUGGCCCCGCCGUGUCUGCGUCGCUCCCUGUCGUCAGCACCGAGUUCAUCCUCACAGGGAUCCUGCAGCAGAAACUCGAUUUUCACACUCACGCACUUUCGCCCAGUUCUGCAGCUAACUCGCAGCCUGCAGGGGACAGAGGAAGAACCAGGAGGAAGACUUAGGCCCAACAUGUCCGUGUAGAUUACAAUUACAGACCAAUGGAAGCACUAGAGUUAGCUGUUUGUGGCUUUAAGAAUGUAUUAGCAACACACCUUCAAGCAUUUCUUUUAGCAGUCAAGUGUUUAAAAGUAUUUAUAGUCCGACAGCGAACAGAUUCUUACCACAUUCCUGUCUUUUACCUUUUAUAACUAAGCCCAACGUGGAGUUUCUGGUUCUCAGGCAGGUUUAAUUUACACUUUCUCCGUGCCUUGUCUCAGUUCUCCACUUUGACAGUUACCAAUCAUGAUGUUUAGCCGAGAUCAAUCAUGUCCGUGUGGUAGGAGCAGUUGCACGGAGGAGGUCUGUAUUGAAAUCAAUCAGCUGCAGCGAUCAGUAGAUUCCACAAGCCUGUUUCCUGUCCUGAUGAAAAGUGCAAAGUGCCUUUUAUACCGAGAUGGUCAUGAACUCGCUGGUGUGUCAGUUGCUCCUUUCUCCAUUAGGCAGCUCCACUCCAUUAAGGCUGUGUUCCAACUCUCUGCCUGGAGGGAGAGUUCCACACCAUAUCUGACUGCUGAUGCUGCUUCAACAUCAAGAUUUCAUCCCAUCGGUCCAUUACGAGGGUUGAUUUGCGGCGUGUUGUGUGAAAGUCGACCUGCUGACAGGCGUGGUGUAAGGGUUUUGUUGUGAAAGCAUCUUCUGCAUCAUUACUCUGGAAAACAUUAGUUUGUACUUUUGGGACUGUUCCCAGACUUGAGUCAACACGACUAAUAAAAUUAUGAAAAUGUU